Molecule: messenger RNA, 465 nt
Organism: Lactuca virosa
Lineage: Eukaryota; Viridiplantae; Streptophyta; Magnoliopsida; Asterales; Asteraceae
Source: the annotation of a GenBank genome assembly
AUGUCUGCAACAAACGAUCUACACAUCACAGUUCCUGAGCCUGAGUACAAAUUUGAGCAGAAACAUGGACAAAUGUCUGUAGAGGAAGACUGCGAUUACUCACAAAGGGGACAGUGGCUGCGUGCUGCUGUUUUGGGAGCCACUGAUGGUUUAGUCUCUGUUGCAUCUCUGAUGAUGGGUGUUGGAGCUGUCAAGCAAGAUGUGAGAGCCAUGAUUCUUACAGGCUUUGCUGGCUUAGUUGCAGGUGCAUGUAGUAUGGCAAUAGGUGAAUUUGUUUCAGUGAGCUCCCAACGAGAUAUAGAGGUGGCUCAGAUAAAGAGAGAUAAGAGAAUUUCAGGAAAUGAGGAGGAAAGUGAGAAGGAAGCACUGCCAAAUCCCAUUCAAGUAGCUGCAGCAUCGGCCCUAGCAUUUAUGUUGGGGGGCCAUCAUGCCCUUACUGGCUGCUGCUUUCAUAAUGGACCAUAA